AUGUCUGUGUCUGCGCUUGAUUCACGCCUCUUCAGGGAUCUCUUUGGCACGAAGGAGAUUCGAGCUGUGUUUGACGAUGAAGCGUAUACUCGGCGAAUGGUUGAAGUGGAGAUCGCACUAGCUCUUGCGCAGUCCAAGACUGGCGUUAUCCCCGUCGAAGCAGGCGAGAUCCUCAAGAAGCAACUUACCAAUGACCGCUUUCUCCUCGCCUUUGACCGCCUGUCACGAGAGACUGAGAUUGUAGGGUACCCAGUGCUUCCUCUCGUGCGCCAACUUGUUGAGCAUGCAUCAGGUGAAAUGGGAAAAUACAUCCACUGGGGAGCGACAACCCAAGACAUCAUGGACAAUGCGUCCAUGAUCCAGAUGCGUGAAGGGUUGCAGAUAGUCAAGCGGCACUUGCGGGAGCUCGAGGGCAUACUACGAAAUCUAUCGCAUAAAUACCGGGACACUCCUAUGGCUGGCCGAACACAUCUGCAGCAUGCUCUACCGGCCACUUUCGGUUACAAAUGCGCAGUAUAUCUCUCCAGCAUCAUCCGUCAUUCUGAGCGACUGCGUGAGAUUGAGAAGCGGUGUCUUCUAGUUCAGUUCGGCGGUGCUGGUGGCACUCUGGCUUCCCUGGGCUCCGACGACACAGGUCUCCGUGUCAGGGAGCAAUUAGCAAGGGAACUCGGUCUCGAAAACCCCACCAUCACUUGGCACGUCGCGCGGGAUAACGUGGCCGAAAUUAUCAACUUUCUGGCCCUGGUCGGAGGAUCAUUGGGCAAGAUCGCGUAUGACCUUAUCAUCAUGUCUUCGAACGAGCUGGGAGAGGUGUCUGAACCAUUUGUGCCUCAUCGCGGAGCAUCUUCGACCAUGCCGCAGAAGCGAAACCCGAUCUCGAGUGAAGUCAUAUUGGCGGCCUCAAAGCUUCUGCGAGCAAAUGCAGGCCUUGUGCUCGACGCGAUGGUAACCGAUUUCGAGCGAGCCUCCGGUCCUUGGCAUUUAGAGUGGGUGGCCAUAUCCGAAGCGUUCGUUCUGGCUGUAGGCGCACUGCACCAAAUGAACUUCGCGCUCAGUGGCCUUGUCGUCAAUACUGACGCGAUGAUGCGAAACUUAUCAUCGACGAAAGGACUGAUUGUUGGAGAGGCUGUUAUGAUGGGACUUGCUCCGUUUGUGGGUCGGCAACAGGCUCACGACAUCGUGUACGAAGCCUGCAAGGAGUCGAUAGAGACGCAGAAGGGAUUACUUGAUGUGUUAAAGACAAAGAAGGAAGUUACAAAGCAUGUGCCUGAGGAAAAACUGCGAGGUCUCUGUGAUCCAGUCAACUAUCUCGGGGCCAGUCAGCUGAUGGUAGAUGAUGCUGUCAAAGCUGGCACAGUUGGAGCAUAG
This is a messenger RNA of Cladophialophora yegresii CBS 114405, 1368 nucleotides long. RefSeq names its product 3-carboxy-cis,cis-muconate cycloisomerase. The transcript is spliced from 3 exons. NCBI's taxonomy places the organism in Eukaryota, Fungi, Ascomycota, Eurotiomycetes, Chaetothyriales, Herpotrichiellaceae. Gene Ontology annotation, molecular function: catalytic activity. The coding region runs from base 1 to 1368 and encodes 455 amino acids. The record is from RefSeq and is a predicted model, not a curated record.